Molecule: messenger RNA, 3382 nt
Organism: Protopterus annectens (West African lungfish)
Lineage: Eukaryota; Metazoa; Chordata; Ceratodontiformes; Protopteridae
Product: autophagy-related protein 9A-like
Exons: 16
Coding region: 205-2667 (820 amino acids)
Biological process (GO): autophagy of mitochondrion; protein localization to phagophore assembly site
Cellular component (GO): autophagosome; phagophore assembly site
Source: RefSeq, a predicted model, not a curated record
UCGCUGUCAUCAAAAACGAGAACGUGAUGACGAAAGCAGGAAGCAGCGCCUUCAUUACGCUGACAACAUUAUUGCUGUUUGAUAUUGUUUUCUUAAUAAAAUAAAGAAUGCGAAUUGGAAAUACUCCUUCGGGAAGGGGUUGGAUUCGGAAGGGUAACGUACGAAACCAGUGACCUGAAACAGUAUAAGAAAAUGUGACAUGAAAUGGCAAACCUUAACAAAUAUCGAGAAUACCAGCGAUUGGAUGAUGAAGAGGAAGAUUCCAUGCCAGCUGGGGAGGAUGAUAUGUUAGUGCAUGUACCUGAAGGGUUGAAAGAUUCCUGGCACCAUAUAAACAACCUGGACAAUUUCUUCACAAGAAUUUAUCAUUUUCACCAGAAGAAUGGAUUUUCCUGUAUGAUGCUGUCUGAGUUUUUUGAGCUAGUGCAGUUCCUGUUUGUGGUGAUUUUUACUACUUUCUUGUUCAUGUGUGUGGAUUAUGAUGUCCUCUUUGCAAAUACAUUUGUAAAUCACACUCACUUUGGCUCAAUUGAAAGGAACAAAGUGACUCUUCCUGAUGCUAUCCUUCCGCAAGAUCAGUGCUACCAGAGAAUUCAGAAAAAUGGAUGGAUCAUCUUCCAGCUUGUCAUGGCUGCCAUCUUCUGGCUUUACCGUCUAGUUAAAGUAAUCUGCAACAUGCUCAACUACUGGGAGAUACGCACAUUUUACAUUAAAGCACUGAAGAUCCCCACGGUUGAAUUGUGCAACUUUACUUGGCAAGAAGUGCAGCAAAGACUGAUCUCCAUCCAACGAGAGCACCAGAUGUGCGUCCACAAAAAAGAACUGACAGAACUGGAUAUAUAUCACCGUAUCCUGCGCUUCAAGAACUAUAUGGUGGCAAUGGUCAACAAGUCCCUGCUGCCUAUCCGUUUUCAUCUGCCUGGCUGGGGAGAAGUGGUUUUCCUAUCUCAGGGCUUAAAGUACAACUUUGAGCUGAUAUUAUUUUGGGGCCCAGGGUCCCUUUUUCAGAACAAAUGGAACUUGCAUCCCAAAUACAAACGAGCUGGGAAUCGGUUAGAGCUGGCACAGCAUUUGAGCCGUACCAUCUGCCUUAUUGGACUUGCCAAUCUCUUACUGUCUCCCUUAAUACUCAUUUGGCAAAUUCUUUAUGCUUUUUUCAGCUAUGCAGAGAUUAUUAAGCGAGAACCAGGGAGCCUAGGGGCCAGGCGCUGGUCACUUUUUGGACGGCUCUACCUGCGGCACUUUAAUGAACUAGAGCAUGAGUUACAAAUGCGCCUCAACAGGGGUUACAAACCAGCCUCCAAAUACAUGAACUCCUUUAUUUCGCCACUCCUGACAGUGGUAGCCAAAAAUAUAGCCUUCUUUUCUGGAUCUGUACUAGCAGUCCUUAUAACACUUGCAGUGUAUGAUGAAGAUGUUCUGACAGUUCAACAUAUCUUGACAGCUAUUACCAUUUUGGGCAUUGUUGUAACUAUUUCUAGGUCCUUCAUUCCUGAUGAACACAUGGUUUGGAAUCCUGAGCAGCUGUUGCAGUGUGUACUUGCUCAUAUUCAUUAUAUGCCUGAUCACUGGAAAGGCAAUGCCAAUGCAUCAGAGACCAGAAACGAGCUGGCAGAACUGUUCCAGUAUAAAGCGGUCUUUAUCUUGGAAGAAUUGCUUAGUCCAGUUAUCACUCCCCUUAUUUUAAUCUUCUGUCUACGCCACAAAUCCCUAGAAAUUAUCGAUUUUUUCCGGAACUUCUCUGUGGAGGUAGUUGGAGUUGGCGACAUUUGUUCUUUUGCUCAGUUAGAUGUUCGGAAGCAUGGAAAUCCUCAGUGGUUCUCUGAAGGGCAGACAGAAGCUUCUAUAUACCAGCAGGCGGAGAAUGGAAAGACAGAACUGUCCCUAAUGCAUUUUGCCAUUACAAACCCACAAUGGCAGCCACCACAAGAGAGUUCAAUUUUCAUUGGCCACUUAAAAGAGAAGGUCCAACAGGAUGCCACUAAUGCACCUUCUGCACAGCUGAUCCUGUCUGAAACACCACUGGCGGCUUCGCUGCUGUCAAAUGCAUCUUCUGCUGCGCCUGAUGAUUUGCUCUCAAGUGUGCUUGUCCAUCCCAUUCUUACUGCUUCAGGCCUGCCAUCCAGGGACCGCCAUUUUGUGCAGCCAACCAGUACAGCCACUGUAGCUGCAAGCAUUCUGGCUUCGUUCUCCACAUCCCAGAUACCCAGCCGGACUCAGUCACAUGCUGCCUACUCAAACCGUUGUCCUGAGAAUGUAGCUUACCGCAGUGAACGCACCAUUCUUGAGGACAGGUUGGCUGGUCCAAAAAGUCUUUUUAGCUAUGAUCCAAACACAAGCGUGUCAUCAAGUGACACAAGACUCCAGAAUGCAUCUCAUUCUGCCCUUCUUUCAGAAUACGCUAACACUGAAAUGAGCCUACACGCCAUCUAUAUGCAUGAGAAACAUCAACAACAAAGUCAGCUUCCACGAGCUGUGGGAAUGUGGCAGUGUCCAUCAGCGCUUAGAGAACAUCACGUACAGCCAGGGGCUUCCUUCAGUGCUGACCAGCCACCAGAGUCGCUGUCUGGACCAUCACAGUUACCCCUCGGAGGAUGGGCAGAAUCAGAAGAAGAGCAGGAGCAGUCUACCAGAAAACCACCUGUACCGCGACAAAGGGAGGCAUGAAAUGACAGUGCCUUGAAAGACUGUUUAAAAACUCUAAGAACUGGAAGACGUUUGUGCUUUCUGAAUUCUCCAGUUUUGCAUCUAGUAACAGAAGCUUGGAGAAGGAAGAAGAGUCUGGUUAUCUACCACACAGCUGUCAAGUAUUCCACCGGACUGUUAAUGUCUUCCACUGAUGUCAAGUAGGAGUCCCAGUAUUGCCUGUUCUGUUUUGGAAUUCAGACUUUUUCUUACUUUAACUUUGGAGCUACCGAAAUUGCAAAUUACUUGGUUUGUGUUUUGACAUAUGCCAAGUCGAAAAAAAAAAUAUAUAUAUUUUUUGAAAAAAUGAUGGAGAAAUACUUUAAAAGACUGAAACCAUCAAAGUUAGCAAUAGGUAUUUUUUUUUCUUUUCUGAAACACACUGCUGUAUAAAGUAAAUAAUAUAUUAUGCUAUGUGAAACUAAGUUGCAACAAAUAAAAUAAAGGUCCAAAGAAAGAUGCUACAGUGGACAAUGACAAAGAUAAACCAAGAAGCAUCAUGUUUGAAGACAAUUUGGGAAUAAAAAAUUGUUCAACAUCUACACUUACUGUUGUCAAAAGCUACUAACUGAUUUCUGUCAGAUCAGUUAAUUUUAACUUAAAUAGCAUGUAUUGGAAAAUAUUGAAAAUGUAUUAUCUCUUCACAAAUACCCCAUUGCUUUUGCUGUGAGUAUAAUAAAACUGGCUGUGAAAUCUG